Messenger RNA from Hypoxylon fragiforme, 1359 nucleotides. RefSeq lists its product as uncharacterized. Lineage: Eukaryota; Fungi; Ascomycota; Sordariomycetes; Xylariales; Hypoxylaceae. The transcript is spliced from 2 exons. The coding region runs from base 1 to 1359 and encodes 452 amino acids. Gene Ontology annotation, cellular component: fungal-type vacuole membrane. The record is from RefSeq and is a predicted model, not a curated record.
AUGGCAUCGGCAUUUCGAGAAGACAACUCCCACUAUGAGCCUACAAGCCCUAGAACCUCCGUGCACGGCGCGAGGGGUGGUGAUGGUGAAGAGACCGCGAAUGCAGCGGAAAGGCCUAGUAACGAUGCCUCCUCGGCUGACCACGUUCAGGAGAAGACGGCAGCAGCAGCUCCUCUCACGAAGAAGCAGAAGGUAAAGCGUCACUGUGGAAAGUUCUGGUGGUGGUACUUGAUAGGGUCUAUCAUUCUUUUGGCAAUUCUUUUACCAAUCUUAUUCUUGGUAAUUGUGCCGGCUAUUGUGCAGCGCAUUCUCGAUAAUCAGGCUAUGCCUGUAUACGGCGGUGCAUUCAUAGCUGUAUCAUCCAAGGAACUCAACGUAUCUAUCACGACGUCUCUGGAUACACCACUGCCAGCGAACAUCGACCCCGUGACACUCUUCAUGUAUAAUGCAGAGACGCCUGAAUUCUCACCUUUCGUCAACAUUACUCUACCACAAAUGCACGUGGACGGCGAGACAGAAAUCAACAUCCCCGGACAGACAGUGGCCAUAACCAACGAGACGGAGCUCAUCUACUGGUUCAGCAACGUCUUCGACAACCCCAAAGUCCAACUAUCUACCCGGGGCGACUCCGUCGUCCGUCUAGGAGCGCUGCACUCGAAUGCGCACAUCCAGAAGACGGUAGAAGUCAGUUCGCUGAACAAGCUAAGCGGCUUCGGAAUCCAGCACAUGCAGCUGAUGAUGCCGGCGGAAGCAAACGGCACCAACAUCCAGGGGACGCUGAACCUACCGAACUGGGGGGCGCUGACCCUGGGCAUCGGCAACCUCUCGCUGAACCUGAUGUCGGGGGACCUGCGGAUCGGGCUGAUCACGGUGUACGACGUGCUGAUCCCGCCGGGCAACAACACGCGGUACUUCAACGGGGAGCUGUACCUGGACGUGGUAUUCCAGAACCUCGGCACGAUCCUGAGCAGCCAGGGGGACGCGCUGAGCGAGGGCAACAUCCAGAUCGACGCGACGGGGAACUCGACGGUCGUGAAUGGAGAGCACAUCCACUUCAUCGAGGCGAUCCUGAACAACCGCCGCGUCACGUCCAUGAUCCCCGUUGUUAAGCUGGUGGGCGACCUUAUUAGUAGUUUUACCAACGGCAGCCAGGUCUCCAUACCAAAUCUCCUGGAUGAUGUCUUUGGUAAUUCGACGCUCAUACAGGAUAUCCUGACACACUGGAACACUACGACUACGGCGGGUGAUAGCACGGCGGCGAAGGGGAAGAGGUCACAGCCGUCGUUAAGGAAAGGGGUGUUGGGGCCGGGGCUGAGCUUACUUAAGCUGGGGAUGAAGAUGGGCAUGGGCAAGUUCUAA